Hibiscus syriacus is the source of this 2323-nucleotide messenger RNA. RefSeq names its product dual specificity tyrosine-phosphorylation-regulated kinase 4-like. Gene Ontology annotation, biological process: peptidyl-serine phosphorylation; peptidyl-threonine phosphorylation. The record is from RefSeq and is a predicted model, not a curated record. Bases 40 to 2112 code for a protein of 690 amino acids. Gene Ontology annotation, cellular component: cytoplasm. Lineage: Eukaryota; Viridiplantae; Streptophyta; Magnoliopsida; Malvales; Malvaceae. Gene Ontology annotation, molecular function: protein tyrosine kinase activity; protein serine/threonine kinase activity; ATP binding. The transcript has 8 exons.
GGAACUGGUGUUUUGUUUUUUCACCGGAGUUUUAAUUUCAUGGAGGCGAGCUUCCAAGUUGAAUCUGUGAUUGAGUUCUUGAGGAAAAAUGGCUUAAAAGAAUCUGUGAAAGCUCUCGAACAAGACAUGGUGGAGAAAAAUGAAGAAGAAAAAGUGGGAGCUUUUCAUUUCGAGAAGUUCUUGUUCCCCAUGCCGCCGCCGGUGAGGAUUCCGGCGACAAUACGGAGAUUGGAGGUGGACGAGAUAGUGAAUUCCAGGGAUGGUUCGGGCUCCGAUGGCGAUGAAUUCUUCAGCUUGAGGUCUUCUUCUAGUGACGUUUGCUCUUCAGACUGUGUGAAUCCAUAUGGACUUCAUCCUGCAUCUCAGGCUGAUUCCGAUACUUCUUCCGAUCGAUUAUCUCAAUUCGGGACGGCACGUUAUUAUCCUGAUUUCGAAAUGCAGAAUGACUUGUUUUGGCACGAUGACAAAGACGAAGACCACUUCUUGACCCCUUGCUUUGCUGGGUCAGAUUUCUACGGCUGCCCGAGUCAGGAUAAGUUUGUCACAACUUCGGAGAUGGAGAUGCAACGUGAUAACGUGCUGAUUUCGUAUGACAAAUCCAAUGGAUUUCAAACCGAAGAUGUCAUUGAUUACUUGGACAAGCCAUGCCUUUUUAAUAUGACCAGCAUAAAUGGAGAAAAUGAGGUUGGAGUUAUGGAUCAUUAUCAUUUUGAUAAAAGUAAUGGGCUUGAAGGUGACAUUGUACUCGGGUUGAAGAACUGUGCUUAUGAGUCUGAGGGACCAGGUCUUUAUGAUGAAAAUCCGCUGAACUUCAGCUCUAUAGGCUCUAAAGGAACAGAUAUUGAUGAUUUUCAGCUAAAGGUUGCUGGAGACAUUGACAACGAUCAUAAUGGAGAUUCAAAUGAUUUUAUUGAUGGGUUUGGAGGUGAUUCUGACUUCGUGAACAAGAUUUCCGAGAAAAAAUUAUUACCUGAUACAAUUGACAGUAAUGAAGUUGAAGAUGGAGAACUCGGUGAACUUCAGGAUGCUGCAAAUGAAGAGGGCGACGCUACGGAUGCACUUCAAAUGUACUCUAAUGAGGAUGAAUGUGAAGUUUUCGAUUUGCGAAUCAUUCACAGGAAAAACAGGACUGGAUUUGAAGAAAACAAGGACCUGCCGAUUGUGCUACAUACUGUCAUUGCUGGAAGGUAUUAUGUUACUGAAUACUUAGGUUCGGCUGCUUUUAGUAAGGUUGUUCAAGCGCAUGAUCUUCUCAUGGGGAUUGAUGUUUGCCUGAAGAUCAUAAAAAACGACAAAGAUUUUUUUGACCAGAGUUUGGAUGAAAUUAAACUUCUAAAGCUUGUUAAUAAGCAUGAUCCCGGAGAUAAGUGCCACAUUUUGCGUCUCUACGACUAUUUCUAUCACCAGGAGCACCUCUUCAUUGUCUGUGAACUGCUUCAAGCAAACUUGUAUGAAUUUCAGAAAUUCAAUCAUGAAUCGGGUGGCGAAGCUUAUUUUACACUAAGCAGGUUGCAGGUCAUAACUCGCCAAUGUUUGGAGGCACUCGAUUACUUGCAUGAGUUGGGAAUAAUUCACUGCGAUCUAAAGCCCGAGAAUAUUCUCAUAAAAAGUUAUAGACGAUGCGAGAUAAAGAUUAUUGAUCUUGGAAGCAGUUGCUUCCGGUCCGACAAUCUAUGUCUAUAUGUUCAAUCUCGCUCCUACAGAGCCCCGGAAGUCAUCCUUGGCCUGCCAUACGACCAGAAGAUUGACCUUUGGUCUCUUGGAUGUAUCCUUGCUGAGCUAUGUUCUGGGGAAGUGCUGUUUCCAAAUGAUGCAGUCGUGAUGAUCCUUGCGCGGAUGGUUGGAAUGCUCGGUCCUUUCGACAUGGAGAUGUUGGAGAACGGGCAAGAGUCAUACAAGUAUUUCACAGAAGAAUAUGAUUUGUACCACAUGAACGAGGAGACGGACCAACUAGAAUACAUUAUUACCGAGGAGUCUUCCUUGGAGCUGCAUCUUCAAGUAUCCGAUGUGUUGUUCAUCGAUUUCGUUAGACAUUUACUUCAGAUGAAUCCUCAAAGGCGCCCAACUGCAAAACAGGCAUUACAACACUCAUGGCUUUCCUACUCGUACUAAACCGGAACUCACCGGAUUGCUGGAGGAACGACGCUUUCAUCGAGCAAUAUCUUACGAGUGAGUCGAGCAUAUUAUCGAUUUCAAUUUUGGUUUUAUGUAUAGCAAAAAAAAAAAAAAAAACCGCAUCGCACUUGAUAUUUAUUCACAUUUUUUUCCUGUACAAAGCUCUUCCCCAAGUUUUCCCACUAUCUACAUUGUUUUGAGUGACAAU